GGCAGCACCCAGCCCGGAAGAAGCAGCGGAGGGGCGAGAGAGACCCCUGUAAAUGCCUGAGUAGCAGCUACCGCUGAAAGCAACAGGUUGUCAGGUGCGUGGCUUUAACAACUUCUGGCACCUGAGUUUGAACAGUGAAAAGUACAAUGCGUUGGAGCCUUUUGGCGCACUGGCGCAUAGCAUAUCAGUUUGAUGAAACACAAAGUAUUAUUUUCUGCGCCGAUACUUCAAUAGGCUAUUUGUUACUCAGUGAAAAUAUUUGUUGUAGUGUGCAGUGUCCAUCCAAUAAACUGAAGAUUGUUUUAUAUCUAGGCUACAUUGCACAUUUUACUCUUUUUUUUCUGACCUUGAAUGAUGAUGAGUUUUAGACUACUUUCCUACUCCUCCGUGAGUGUUUUGAUUGACCCAUGUCUGCACUGAGAAAAUGUAAGAAUCUUUACUAAGGUUAAACUUUCAUUAGACCUGUAGCCUUAAUUUAAUUUAAAACCAACCAUAGCCUACCGAGAUUCCACCAAUGCCGCCCAUCAGACCAAUGCAAUAGACUGAAUACUCACGUCUUCCAUGAUAAAAAACGAUGAUCCGUUAUAUGUGGAGGAAUAACACUCGACGGCGGCCCUUAUCCUUGACAAAAAGUCGGUAUUUCACUUCUUUUAGACAGCAACCAACUAAUAUACAACAUGACGCGAAGCUUUGGAAGAAAAUAAGGAACUGUACAAGUUUUGACGCUGAACGGUCUCGUCUCUUUCUUUCCUCUUUCGACCACUUUCGACUCAGCUACAAGUUUGAAGAAAAAAAGUUUGGUUUCCGGUAAGUCCCUGAAUGCCUCAGCGCGUCAAUAGAAAGGGGACGUCAAUUGAAGUGAAUCCGUCGCUCCCUAGGCGCAGUGAAGGCCGUGACAAAUUGAUGUAGGCUAGCCUAUGCUUUUUCUCAAGAGUUUACGCAGUGCAAAUGUGAGUGAGCCCCUUCACACUGUCUCUGUCACCAACACAGUAACCUAUUGUCUAACCUUGAGAAGUAAGCUUGUCCUUUGGCACAAUGAAUGACGCCAUAAAACCAUCAUCCUGAACUCAUGAUAAAAACACAGCACUGCAAGACCAAUAAAAUAGAUUGUGUAAAGCAUUCCUAUACAGUGGGAAUAAAACACAUGGAAUUAUUUCCUUCUUGUCAUCCUCAUUUGUUUGGACUUUUAGGAAUAUCUUACUACACCCACUAUCCCACUGUGUUUGUCCUUAAUGAAAACAAUUGCAUAGUAAUAUUUUUUUUUUUUUAAACAACAACAAUGUUAUUAACAUGGAACUACAGUAUAUAACAUCCAUUUUGUCAACAUUUCUGAAUAGUGAAUCAGAUGUGGUCAUCACUCUGUAAUAAAAUAACAGGUUGUAUUUAAUACAAUAACAAGUUGUUUGAUGAAUGAUUUGACAUUUUGUCCUUUAAAGUUCCCUGUCACGCUAACAUUUUCAUUCAACCUAGAUUUAGCUCCUGGAGCUGUACCAUUGUGGAUUGGAUAAACAGUGGAUUAAUCAUAAACUCUAAGCUUGUCUCUUCCUACUUCCUGAUAGGUGUCACGCCCUGACUCAGGGGACUCUUAUAUGUUGAGUCAGGGUGUGGUUUUCUAUGUUGUGUAUAUCUAUGUGUAAAUUCUAGUAUGUGUAGUUCUAUGUUGGCCGGUGUGGUUCCCAAUCAGAGGCAGCUGUCACUCGUUGUCUCUGAUUGGGGAUCAUACUUAGGCAGCCUGUUGGCACUCGUUAGUUGUGGGAUCUUGUUCUGUGUGGAGGCUUGUUUAGUGUUCAGCCUUAGGACUUCACGGUUCGUUGGUUUGUUGUUUUGUUCGUGUGUUUAUCAUUUAAAUAAACAUGUACGCAUUUCACGCUGCGCCUUGGUCUGACCCGUCUUUAAACGAACGUGACAAUACGUGUGGUGGCUGUUAUUGGUUAGAGGGUAUCUACUGUCUGUCACAACACUGAACUAUAAAAAAAAACGGAGCUCCCCUGGGCUAGGCUGCAGUUUACUCUAAAUUAACCGUUCUCUUGCAUAAUUAAUUUCUCAAUGCUUAUAUCUUAAAAUAAAUAAAUGCAUUUCAUGUGAUGAAGCUGGGCGUGUGUCAUACAUAUUAUGUGAGUGUAUGUGUGUGUGGGUCUGUAUGUGCACGCAUGCAUAUGUGUGUGAGUGUGUUUGCGUGCGUGCAUGCAUACAUACAUAUGUGUGUCUGCGCGCGCGCGUGUGUGUAUAUGCAUGCAUGCAUACGUGUGUGUGUACGUGUGUGUGUGUACGUGUGUGUUACAGUUACAUGCAGUGAGGCAGAUUAGAAACUAAACUACACUGACAUUUAAUUGAACGUCACCUUAUUUAGAGGAAGAGGAAGUGGUGAAUGAUGCAUAAGGCAUGCUAUCUCAUUAGUGGUCCAAUGUUUGCUCAAUAAAGUCUGAGCACCCAAGAAGAAGACCUUGUUGGUCACCUAGCCUAUUCCUACUUCUAAUGAAAGUAUCCUUGAGCAGGGUCUCUCUCUUUUCCUUUUUUCAUCCACGUUGAAGCUUCUUCCACUCUUCAACUCAUGCACAGGACUUUGUCAGGACAGACUACACAUCCACCUCUAGUGUCUUACCAACAACCACAACCAAUAUACAUCACAGAAAGUAGUUUCUUCGUACAUGCACAAUAUUUAGUGGUCUCAGUGAGAGUCGUAAUCAAAACAAGUCUUAAGACUUGUUUAGUGAAGGCUGCAUGAAGAGUGAAAUGUGUAAACAAAAAGGUCAUCUUUAUCUUCAUCUGCCAUCCAGGACCUAUAUACUAGGUGGUGUCAGGACCUAUAUACCAGGCGGUGUCAGGACCUAUAUACUAGGCGGUGUCAGGACCUAUAUACUAGGCGGUGUCAGGACCUAUAUACUAGGCGGUGUCAGGUCCUAUAUACUAGGUGGUGUCAGGUCCUAUAUACUUGGUGGUGUCAGGGCCUAUAUACUAGGCGGUGUCAGGACCUAUAUACUAGGCGGUGUCAGGACAUAUAUACUAGGCGGUGUCAGGACCUAUAUACUAGGUGGUGUCAGGACCUAUAUACUAGGUGGUGUCAGGACCUAUAUACCAGGCGGUGUCAGGACCUAUAUACUAGGCGGUGUCAGGACAUAUAUACUAGGCGGUGUCAGGACCUAUAUACUAGGUGGUGUCAGGACCUAUAUACUAGGUGGUGUCAGGACCUAUAUACCAGGCGGUGUCAGGACCUAUAUACCAGGCGGUGUCAGGACCUAUAUACUAGGUGGUGUCAGGACCUAUAUACUAGGUGGUGUCAGGACCUAUAUACUAGGUGGUGUCAGGACCUAUAUACUAGGUGGUGUCAGGACCUAUAUACUAGGUGGUGUCAGGACCUAUAUACUAGGCGGUGUCAGGACCUAUAUACUAGGUGGUGUCAGGACCUAUAUACUAGGCGCAGGACCUAUAUACUAGGUGGUGUCAGGACCUAUAUACUAGGCGGUGUCAGGACCUAUAUACUAGGCGGUGUCAGGACCUAUAUACUAGGCGGUGUCAGGACCUAUACACUAGGCGGUGUCAGGACCUAUAUACUAGGUGGUGUCAGGACCUAUAUACUAGGUGGUGUCAGGACCUAUAUACCAGGCGGUGUCAGGACCUAUAUACCAGGCGGUGUCAGGACCUAUAUACCAGGCGGUGUCAGGACCUAUAUACUAGGUGGUGUCAGGAACCUAUAUACUAUGUGGUGUCAGGAGCUAUAUAAUAGGUGGUGUCAGGACCUAUAUACUAGGUGGUGUCAGGACCCAUAUAUACUAGGUGGUGUCAGGACCUAUAUACCAGGCGGUGUCAGGACCUAUAUACUAGGCGGUGUCAGGUCCUAUAUACUAGGUGGUGUCAGGACCUAUAUACUAGGUGGUGUCAGGACCUAUAUACUAGGCGGUGUCAGGACCUAUAUACUAGGCGGUGUCAGGACCUAUAUACUAGGCGGUGUCAGGACCUAUAUACUAGGUGGUGUCGGGACCUAUAUACCAGGCGGUGUCAUGACCUAUAUACUAGGUGGUGUCAGACCCUAUAUACCAGGCGGUGUCAGGACCUAUAUACUAGGUGGUGUCAGGACCUAUAUACUAGGCGGUGUCAGGACCUUUAUACUAGGUGGUGUCAGGUACUAUAUAUACUAGGUGGUGUCAGGACCUAUAUACUAGGUGGUGUCAGGACCUAUAUACUAGGUGGUGUCAGGACCUAAAUACCAGGCGGUGUCAGGACCCAUAUAUACUAGGUGGUGUCAGGAACUAUAUAUUAGGUGGUGUCAGGACCUAUAUACUAGGUGGUGUCAGGACCUAUAUACUAGGUGGUGUCAGGACCUAUAUACCAGGCGGUGUCAGGACCUAUAUACCAGGCGGUGUCAGGACCUAUAUACCAGGUGGUGUCAGGACCUAUAUACUAGGUGGUGUCAGGACCUAUAUACUAGGUGGUGUCAGGACCUAUAAACUAGGUGGUGUCAGGACCUAUAUACUAGGUGGUGCCAGGACCCAUAUAUACUAGGUGGUGUCAGGACCUAUAUACCAGGCAGUGUCAGGACCUAUAUACUAGGCGGUGUCAGGACCUAUAUACUAGGUGGUGUCAGGACCUAUAUACUAGGUGGUGUCAGGACCUAUAUACUAGGCGGUGUCAGGACCUAUAUACUAGGCGGUGUCAGGACCUAUUUACCAGUCAGAGGAAGGCCCAAAAUAUUGUCAAAGACACCAGUCACCCAAGUCAUAGACUGUUCUCUCUGCUACCUUAUGGCAAGCGGUACCGGAGUGCCAAGUCUAGGUCGAAAAGGCUCCUUAACAGCUUCUACCCCCAAGCCAUAAGACUGCUGAACAAUUAAUCAAUUAAUCAAAUGUCCACCCACUGCUGCUACUCGCUGUUUAUUAUCUAUGCAUAGUCACUUUACCCCUACCUACAUGUACACAUUACCUUGACUAACCUGUACCCCCACACAUUGACUCGGUACCGGUACCCCCUUUAUAUAGCCUCAUGAUUGUUAUUUUAUUGUGUUACUUUUUUUAAAAUUACUUUAGUUUAUUUAGUAAAUAUUUUCUUAACUCUAUUUUCUUAAACUGCAUGGUUGGUUAAGGGCUUGUAAGUAAGCAUUUCACGGUAAGGUCUACACCUGUUGUAUUCGGCGCAUGUGACAAAUACAAUUUGAUUUGAUUUGAUCUAUGGGCCCAGCUGCCUGUAAAACCUUUCCACAGUUCUACACUCAAACACUGCUUUGAGUCUUCCCACCUUGUGCCUGCAUCAGCAGUGAAGCACCACCCUCAGGUAGUCUUUGGUAAGUGCGCUGAUUUAACUGAAGCUCUCUGUCUGGUCUGGACUGGAGUAAACUGAGGGAAAAGUAGGAUCAGACACUGCUCUUAGGUCAGUUUUGAGUUAUCCCCCCUAAUAGUUAAUGAAGAUAGGAUCUGAAGACUGUAGAUUGUCCUAGAUCUGUGUGUACCUCUACCCAUAGUGCUGUGUCCCAGCAACCCAAGGCCAAGUAGCUGUCUGGAAGAAACACCCUGGGCAAUUUCCCCAACAUUAAUGUUUUUACUGUCUGCUUCAAAGUCAGUGGGAGCUAUCCAAAUAGCUACACAAGUAAUAUGGAAACAUAUCAUUGUAGUUCCUUCAAAACAUUUUUCCGAAUUUAGUUUCUGUAUUUACUUGCUCAAUUUCCUGUUUGUUUCAUGACCAAAGUGUAGGGUGAAUUGCCACUAGAUGCUGAUCUUGGCUCCGUUUUCCCCAAUAAUGGUUAAGGUUAGGAAUGGGGGAGGGGAAACUGAUCCUAGAUCUGUGCCUAGGGGAAACCUCACCCAGGAGCCAUAAUCAACCAAAUGUCAUGUCAUGUACAGACAGAUGUGUCUCUUGUAGGGUUUGAAUCACAGUCUCUCUUGCAAAUGUCCCACCGUUGUCUCCUGUUAUGGUGUCCUAGUGGCUGGAACAAUUAUAUCAUGAGAGCUUGGGACUAUAAGGUUUUAAAAGAUGAUUCUGAGAUUUGGGUAUUUGGUAUUUUAUUAGGAACUCCAUCAGCUGUUGCAAAAGCAGCAGCUACUCUUCCUGGGGUCCACACAAAACAUGAAACAUGACAUAAUACAGAACAUUAAUAGACAAGAACAGCUCAAGGACAGCACUACAUACAUUUUAAAAAGGCACACGUAGCCUAAAUAUCAAUACAUACACACAAACUAUCUAGGUCAAAUAGGGGAGAGGCGUUGUGCCGUGAGGUGUUUGCUUUAUCUGUUUUUUGAAACCAGGUUUGCUGUUCAUUUGAGCAAUAUGAGAUGGAACGGAGUUCCAUGCAAUAAUGGCUCUAUAUAAUACUGUACGCUUUCUUGACCAUGCAAACAAUUUGGGAUUUUCAACACGUUAAUGUUUCUUAUAAAAAGAAGAAGUGAUACAGUCAGUCUCUCCUCAACUCUUAGCCAAGAGAGACUGGCAUGCAUAGUAUUUAUAUCUGCCCUCUGAUUACAAUGAAGAGCAAUACGUGCCGCUCUGUUCUGGGCCAGCUGCAGCUUAACUAGGGCUUUCCUUUCAGCACUAGACCACACGACUGGACAAUAAUCAAGAUAAGACAAAACUAGAGCCUGCAGGACUUGCUUUUUGGAGUGUGGUGUCAAAAAAGAAAAGCAUCUCUUUAUUAUGGACAGACCUCCCCCCAUCUUUACAACCAUUCAAUCUAUAUGUUUUGACCAUGACAGUUUACAGUCUAAGGUAACACCAAGUAAUUUAGUCUCCUCAACUUGUUCAACAGCCACACCAUUCAUUACCAGAUUCAGCUGAGGUCUAGAACUUAGGGAAUUAUUUGCACCAAAUACAAUGCUCUUAGUUUUAGAGAUUUUCAGGACCAGUUUAUUAGUGGCCACCCAUUCCAAAACAGACUGCAACUCUUUGUUAAGGGUUUCAGUGACUUUAUUAGCUGUGGUUGCUGAUGUGUAUUUGGUUGAAUCAUCAGUAUACAUGGACACACAUGCUAUGUUUAAUGCCAGUGGCAGGUCAUUGGUAAAAUAGAAAAGAGUAGAGGGCCUAGAGAGCUGCCCUGCGGUACACCACACUUUCAUGUUUGACAUUAGAGAAGCUUCCAUUAAAGAAAACCCUUUGAGUUCUAUUAGAUAGAUAGCUCUGAAUCCACGAUAUUGCAGUUGAAAAGCCAUAACACAUGCAUUUUUUCAACAACAGGUUAUGGUCAAUAAUAUCAAAGGCUGCACUGAAAUCUAACAGUACAGCUCCCACAAUCUUCUUAUUCUGAAUUUCUUUCAACCAAUCAUCUGUCAUUUGUGUCAGUGCAGUACAUGUUGAGUGCCCUUCUCUAUAAGCAUGCUGAAAGUCUUUUGUUAAUUUGUUUACAGAGAAAUAGCAUUGUAUUUGGUCAAACACAAUUUUUUCCAACAGUUUGCUAAGAGCUGUCAGCAAGCUGAUAGGUCUGCUGUCAGAACCAGUAAUGGCCCCUUAACCACUCUCGGGUAGCGGAAUUACUUUGGCUUUCCUCCAGGCCCGAGGACAAAGACUUUCCUCUAGGCUCAGAUUAAAGAUAUGACAGGUAGGAGUGGCUAUUGAGUCAGCUACCAUCCUCAGUAGCUUUCCAUCUAAGUUGUCAAUGCCAGGAGGUUUGUCAUUAUUGAUUGAUAAAAAUAAUUUUUCCACCUCUCCCACACUAACUUUACAAAAUUCAAACUUGCAAUGUUCGUUGUUGGCAUUUUCUGCCUAAGUUUGCCCACUUUGCCAAUGAAGUAAUCAUUAAAAUAACUGGCAACAUCAAAUGGUUUUGUGACGAAUAAGCCAUCUGAUUCGAUGAAAGAUUUGAUAAUUUGUUUUUCUGCCCAUCAUUUAAUUUGAAGUACUCCAAAGUUUUUUUCCAUCAUUCUUUAUAUCAUUGAUCUUGGCUUCAUAAUACAGUUUCUUCUUCUUUUUGUUGAGUUUAAUUUCUCAAUUUGCAGUAAGUCAGCCAGUCAGAUAUUGUAGUUGGCUAUAAAGUUCCAAACCCUCAUUGGUUUUAAUGGAGGUGUCAGCAAUUCUUUUUGAUCUUGUAUUCUUAUGAACUUAACAACAUUAAUUGGGGGUAUUUAGAGGACUAUAUAGGCAGAGAAUAUUUAACAGAAUAAGGCUAUGUCAAUAACUAAAUUCUGACAGAAAUGCAGAUAGAACCUUAGAGUCCCAAGCUCUCGAUUACUCACAACACAUUGUGCCCAUACAUUUGCUUAUGGGUUAGUUGAGAGAGUGGAGGAUGCACAUUCCAGAUUUCUUCAUCUGUGUAAACAACACAGAUAAAUAUAAAGGAAAGGUCUUCACACGGUCAGACACUGUAUACUGCUUCCUUGUUUUGUUCCUGCCCCCAUUUAUACAAGGGAUCUGCUCAAAUAGAUUUAAUAUGCAUCCUUCCUUCAUCCCUUCCUAUAAAUAAUCACUGAUUUGACAUGUCUGGAUUAGUGAAAGCUAUGAGGUUGAACCCUUACUUUCACCUAUCCAAUCAUAUUAGAUUAGCGUUUUUUUUAUUCAUUUUUUUACGAGUGGGGCAGUCCAACUCUUCACAUAUUUUUUUGCUUAUUGGAUAGGACAGAGGUAGAGGGGAAAGUUAGAGGGGAGAGUGUGGACCGGAUCCGAACCCAUGCUGCAGAAGUAUAACAUGUUUGUGAUUCUGAGGCAGCGGCUUAGACUGCUAGAACACCCUAGGCGACAGAAUGAAGCAUUUUAACAGUUUUAAAACAGCUUCUCUGUCUCUGUCUCUGUCUCUCUCUCUCUCUCUCUCUCUCUCUCUCUCGCUCUCUCUCUCUCUCUCUCUCACACACACUCACAAACACACACACACACACAAACACACACACACACACACACACUUGAUCACACACACUUGUUCACACGCACUUUAUCACACACGCACGCACACGCAUCCCGCCUCACGGUGGGACUAUCAUUGUUCCUUCUGUUUUAUCACAGAGAGAUCACACCAGAGGAGUGUCAUUGGGAUGCUAUGAGUGGCUGAGGCUCCUGGCGGACACUAUAAUUGCACUGUCAUACAGCUGAUGGGAAGUGUGGACCUGUAAAUCAAUGAGAAUCAUGGCAGGCCCUGUCGACACUGGCAGGCCAAUCUGAGCUAAUGCCACACCUCCCACAAGAGUUAGGUCAUCUCCCACCGGUGUCUCUAGAUCUUGUUCUCUCUCUCAUUCUCUCUCUUGUUCUCUCUCUUGUUCUCUCUCUUGUUCUCUCUCUUGUUCUCUCUCUCAUUCUCUCUCUCGUUCUCUCUCGUUCUCUCUCUCUCUUGUUCUCUCUCUGUUCUCUCUCGUUCUCUCUCGUUCUCUCUCGUUCUCUCUCUCUCGUUCUCUCUCGUUCUCUCUCGUCUCUCGUUCUCUCUCUUGUUCUCUCUCUUGUUCUCUCUCUCGUUCUCUCUCGUUCUCUCUCUCGUUCUCUCUCUCGUUCUCUCUCUCGUUUUCUCUACCGUUCUCUCUCUCGUUCUCUCUCUUAUUCUCUCUCUUGUUCUCUCUCUUCUUAUCUACUGCUCUCUUUCUCUUUCUCUGUCUCUGAUCUCGUUAUCAUACUUGUUCUCUGUCUGUCCCUCUGUCUGUCGGUUUUUCUGUCUGUCCCUCUGUUCGUCCCUCUGUUUGUCCCUCCAUAUGUCUGUCUGUUUCUGUAUGUGUGUAUAUAACAGAGAGUGACAGAGAGAGAGAGGGAUAGAGAGAGCGAGAGAGUGAUAGAGAGAGAGAGUGAUAGAGAGAGUGAGUGAUAGAGAGAGUGAGUGAUAGAGAGCUUGUGUGUCUCUCUGUGAAUGAAUGUGUGUGUUCCACACAAGUGGUAUUGUAAUGAAAAUAAUUGAAAAAUGAACCUCUGUCCAGUCUGAUGUAGUGGAAAGCUGACAUCAUUUAGAGUCAAAUAUAUAUAAAAACAGAGACUCAGCAACCCUGACAGUGUCUGAAAGUACGUUUCAUAGAUGUAGAGCUGAGAAACUGAAUGCCCUGGUUUUCUGUCUGCUACGGGGCAGAGGGAGAUGGAUUUACUCAAUUACUCACGCUUAAUCUACUAUUUCCAGUGUUUGUAAUUUGUAGAUUUUGUUUCAUUCAACUCAAAAGGUCAAAUAGUGAGUGCUUAUAUUUGUCCUGUUUCACUCCAUGUACACGCGGUUAACCUGUAUUAGUGUGAGGUGUGAAAUGGAAAUGUGUUUUUUACAUAUCCCAACUCCCCCGCAGACACCCUCAGAGAGUGUGGUCACUGCCAGGGAUCAAGUUGCCAGUUCAGGGAUGGGCAACUUUGAUGGGGGUGGGGCCCACAAAAAAUCUACAAACAUCAUGAGGGUCAUCAGUUGCUCGCGAGUCUGGGUACCCACGUGUUAGCUGACAUGGGCGAAUUGAGUGACCAUCAGUGACUGACCUAACAACAGAAAAACUGCUGAUGCUCAACCAAAUUUUGAAAUUGCACAUUGUGCAUUCUACUAUUCUAACUUGUAACAGUAACUUGAGACCCCGAAUUGUAUUUUAUUUUAUUAUUAUAAUUGUUUUCUUUUAUUGAUCCAAGGGGCUUCAAAAGGGAGCGGGCUGCAGGCUGCCAGUUGCCCAUCCCUGUGCUAAUUACUCAGAGGUUACAUUUGGAUAUGUUUGCUUAUUUUGAAUAUGACACGCUGUAUGUUUGUUGUUGGGCCUUAGCCUACUUGUACACACAGUUCAUGAUUAAUAUGGUUUAUUUGACAGCUAGAUAUGUUUGCAUGAAGUUAUUUUGGCACUAAUUUUCCCUCAGCGGUGCUGACUGAGUUUACUGUAUGUGGCUCUAUUCAUUAACUGUUAGCUGUGUGUGUGUGUGUGUGUGUGUAUGUGUGUGUGUGUGUGUGUGUGUGUGUGUGUGUGUGUGUUUGUUUGUUUUCCUUUCCACUUUCCAUAUCUUUGGACUGAUCUCUGUCCUCAAUAUAAAUGGGCAUGUAGGCCUAUAGCCAAUGCAAAACCAAGAUGUGAUGGUGAACCGGAAUCAAGGUCGCUGGGUUUGAUUAUUAACAUUACUGAUAGCUCUGACUACAAGUUGGCACUAUUGUGCUAGCUAGCCUUUAUUAUUCUGUAAAAUCAUCAGUGUGCCAAUGGUAUUUUUCCAUUCUAUCAAUAUAGGCUACCAGUUCAUUUUAAAUGAUUUAACCUGAAGAGCAUCUUUAAUGUAGUCUACCUCCCCAAAAUGUAAUAUUGCCUCGCUACUCUAUUAAUUAAAAAACAAAGAGCAUCCCAAAGGUCUCAGAUUCUAAGUCAUUUUUGGACUAUAGGCCUAGUCCUUUUCCUCAGGGUUGAUGUAAUAGAAACUCUCUCCGGGUAUAUUGAUGUUUAUACUGUACAUUAAAUAUAAAUCAUACUGUACCGGUAACAUGGAGACAGAUACCUGCUGGGUUGUUUCCUAAUACUGUAUGUCAUGUUAGACUUUUAUAUCUGCGACCUGCAUGAUAAAAAAAAAAAAAGGUGAAUUGAACGUGAGUCAUUAAAGAAUAAAAAAAAUAUUUAAAAAACACAAUAUUACCGGUUGAUAGCCAUUAGAUACGUCAUUAGAUAGCCAUAGGGCUUAUUGUCAUAUUCAUUCCCUUAGAUAACAGAAGGACGUUUUUCAUUUCAGAAAGUCUUUAUAAAGCGUCAACUGUCACAUGGCAAAAACUCUGGACAAAAUACAGUAGCCCAAAACAUAGCUUUGGCCUGGUCAAAAUGGCAGGCUAAUACUGUAGGCUUAAAGAGCUGUUAGACACCUGUCAUAAUAGAAUUAAGAAUUCAUUAUCUGUCACAAUGUGAAAAUUCUGGUGUGUUUUCAAAAACAUUUGUCAUAAAUGGUUUAGAAUGUGCAGGCUUAGAAUGUGUUCUGAAAUUCAUGACAACUUUUACCCAAAUAUCCCAAAAAUAGGCUACAAUAUUCUGCGAAAUAUUUAUCACCUGUAAAGUAAUCUAUGAAAUGUGAGUUUGAUCAAAUUCCUGUAAAAAUGGCCAAAAUAUAUUGCAGAAAUAAGUAAGGUAAGUUAGCAUUAAUUUUUUUAUGUUAUACUUAUUUGAUCACAUUAAUUUAUCUCUUUGGCUCCAUGCAUUUCUUUUAGGGUCUAUGAUUACCACUUUUAGUCUGAUUUAACUUGCUGAAUUCCUAGACAUAUAACUUAAAAUCUUAAUUUUGUUACUAGUAUUUAAAAAUACCAACCACACUACUUGCCUAUAUAAAUAUAGGAUACUAUAUACAAAAUAGGAAAAAUAGUGAAGGCUUUACCUAUUGAUUCUCAAUGCAGUCUUACCUCUGAGGGACGAUGAAGCCAAAGUACAGUGUGUUUCUGUUAUUGUCCAGGUGAUCCACUGGUCUGAUGAGAACACCCCCAAUAAUGAACUCAUCAAGCGUCUACAGCUCUGCUGCUACCAGCAGGUAUUUCUUAGGAGAUCUCAUCAAAUCAACAUCUUGAUGAUUCCUUGAUAAGUUGAAUUACAUGUGUUAGUCCUGGACUGGAACAAAAGCCUUUACACUCUGUAGCUCUAAGACUGUCAGUCAGUCAACAGGGCAAGGAAGGUACAAGUAGUAUUUAUAUAUUUCUCAAAUCAAAUCAAAGUUUACUGGUCGCAUAAACAGAUAUGCAGAUGUUAUCGCAGGUGCAGCGAAAUGCUUGUGUUUCUAGCUCCAACAGUGCAGUAAUACCUAGCAAUAAAAAUUUAAUAAUACAAUACACAUAUAAUCCAGAAAAAUUAAAGAAAUUAAGAAAUAUCAGAACGAGCGAUGUCAGAGACGGAAUAAAACUAUGUUUACCACAGGAGGUUGGUGGCAUGUUAAUUGGUUUCUAUGUGUUUGAUGCCAUUCCAUUCCGUUCCAGCCAUUAUUAUGAGCCGUCCUCCCCUCAGCAGCCUCCACUGGUUUCCAUGGUUUCUAUGUGUUUGAUGCCAUUCCAUUCCGUUCAGCCAUUAUUAUGAGCCGUCCUCCCCUCAGCAGCCUCCACUGGUUUCCAUGGUUUCUAUGUGUUUUGAUGCCAUUCCAUUCCGUUCCAGCCAUUAUUAUGAGCCGUCCUCCCCUCAGCAGCCUCCACUGGUUUCCAUGGUUUCUAUGUGUUUGAUGCCAUUCCAUUCCGUUCCAGCCAUUAUUAUGAGCCGUCCUCCCCUCAGCAGCCUCCACUGGUUUCCAUGGUUUCUAUGUGUUUGAUGCCAUUCCAUUCCGUUCCAGCCAUUAUUAUGAGCCGUCCUCCCCUCAGCAACCUCCACUGGUUUCCAUGGUUUCUAUGUGUUUGAUGCCAUUCCAUUCCGUUCCAGCCAUUAUUAUGAGCCGUCCUCCCCUCAGCAGCCUCCACUGGUUUCCAUGGUUUCUAUGUGUUUGAUGCCAUUCCAUUCCGUUCCAGCCAUUAUUAUGAGCCGUCCUCCCCUCAGCAGCCUCCACUGGUUUCCAUGGUUUCUAUGUGUUUGAUGCCAUUCCAUUCCGUUCCAGCCAUUAUUAUGAGCCGUCCUCCCCUCAGCAGCCUCCACUGGUUUCCAUGGUUUCUAUGUGUUUGAUGCCAUUCCAUUCCGUUCCAGCCAUUAUUAUGAGCCAUCCUCCCCUCAGCAGCCUCCACUUAUAUUUACAUAUCAUGUAUAUAAAUAAAUAGACAUAUAAUGGUGUGUACAGACAGUAUGGACAGUAUAUGAAUAGAAAAGGUGUGCACAGCAGUAGUUACAGUAUAUAGGAUUAGCCAUGACUAGAAUACAGUAUAUACUGUACAUAUGAAGUGGGUAAAGCCAUUAAAACACUCCUUCUCAAAGGAAAUGUCGGUUACUUUACACUUCCGCUGCAGUGUGUCGGCUAUGGAUUUGACAUUGAGUUUGAUAUAUUUCAGGAAAGAAGCCCUCUGGUGUUUGUCCUGAGUUCUUGGGUGUCUGCUGGCAUCCUGUCCCACGGGCUCAGAGGGACCAUAGAGAGAUGGCUUUCCAUCCCUACAACCAUGAGGACAAAUGUUCUUGAUGAGAGGUAAGAGAAGUGGUAUGGCCGUAUGCCUAUCUCCAUGAUUUCUCCUCAGUAACAACACCGUGCAGCAACUUCUAUCAGUAGAAACAGAAAGUCUGUUACCUGAACAUUUCAGUAUACAAGUAUCCACUAUGGUCAAAGAUAGUGUCAGAGAAUGAUUGUCUUUGUGUUUUGGGAAGGUUUCCGAUGGAUGUCACGGAGCCCAGAGUUGAGAGGGUAAGCAGAAGAAGGCAGUAUGGAAAGUCAGGCAGGCAUCUUACAGUACAUUUAGUCACUUUUAUCAAUGUUUUGUUGGAUUUACUGAGCGGAAUCACCUGACUGUUAGUCCCUCUGGAUAAAGCAAAGAGACUGUUGUUAUUGCAUUGAAAACUGAUUGUGUAACAUUCUAUUGUCUCAUAACUAUUGUUGUCCUCUUGUCCUCAGGCUGGUGGAUCCAGCACACGUUUGACCACGCUCAGGACGCUGCGCCCAUCACCCAUCCACCUGCCUAACCUGUAAGUGCUACUUGCUGUUAGUGAAAGGCCCAGCUGUGUGUUUGAAGCAGGGAUGCCAUCAAUUCCUUUUCAAUUCAGUCAAUUCAAGAAGUAAACUGAAAUUCCAGUUCGAAUCCCAAUUUUCCUCAAUGUUUCUUUAUGAGAAAAAAAAUGGAUUUGGAAUUUCUGUUUACUUCCUGUAUUCACCUAAUUGAAAUGGAAUUGACCCCAACACUGGUUUGAAGUUAACAUUGUGUUUAAGUUAGUGCUCAUUUUAUUAUAUUUUAUUGUUCAUGUGGUCCCACUCUUGUGAUGAGAUGGUGUUAUCUGGCCCAUCCUGACCCUCUCCUUUGACCUUUCCCCCCUGUGUCUCGCAGGUUGACACAGAGAGCAAUGGGUGAUAGGCUUCAGGCUGUGUCCAGUGGUCUGGGGGUCACAGAGGGCCGUGAGGUAACCAUGACCCAACUUCAAGUCCCUCUCCAUUGUCCUGCCACUGCCAGUCAGAGGGUAGCAGCUCUCCACUGCCUCAGUGACCUGGUGCGAGUGUUCCGCCGCUCUCAUGGCCUGGGGAGUGCCCAGGGAGUGGGUGAAUUGGUAAUAUCCACCACUACGGGGUCAGAGGUCACUCUGCGAGCAGCAGGCAUGUUGCUGAGCUGCCUUCACUUUGAUGGUAGGAUCAGAGUCCAGGUCUCCUUCUCAGGCCAACUCCUCUCCUUGACCCCUGGUGGCUCCAACAAGCCGGCCCACACCACUGCACCACCAGCGAGUGAUCAGACCAAGAGCUAUUUUCCUUGCAAAACCUCUGUGAUCUGUGACAACCCAGUCGAGCCCAGAAGCUCUGGAACAAGAGCCCCAAGCACAAGCAUUGUCAGGCCGCCGCAAAGCUGUGCAUUGUCCCAGAGAUGCUCCUCAUGUACACCCUGGGCAGAUUUGUGUAUGCCAUCUACCACCUGAAGGACUUCUCUCCGUGGACAGAGGAGAUGAUUGAAAAACGUGUGGAGCUGACAAGGCAACUAUUCAUCCUGGUCCAAGAGGCCUUGGCAAAAGCUAUGAAGACCAGAGCCCUACAAAGAGCACUGAGGAGGCUUUCAGAGCCUAACCAAAACCAUGGUCCACUGGAGCUCUGGCUGGGAGACCUGCUCUACAGCAACUUUGAGAAGGACUUCCCUUCACAGCGCCCCCUGGUGCCAGAGGCCUUCCUGGAGGACCACCGGCUCUGCUUGAAAGUGUCUGUCAUGGUGAGCAGGGUUCUCCUCCAGCAUUGGACCCCCAAGAUAACAUCAGUCCCAGAC
This is a messenger RNA of Coregonus sp. 'balchen', 15646 nucleotides long. NCBI's taxonomy places the organism in Eukaryota, Metazoa, Chordata, Actinopteri, Salmoniformes, Salmonidae. The record is from the annotation of a GenBank genome assembly.